Molecule: messenger RNA, 6178 nt
Organism: Plectropomus leopardus (leopard coralgrouper)
Lineage: Eukaryota; Metazoa; Chordata; Actinopteri; Perciformes; Serranidae
Gene: slco5a1b
Product: solute carrier organic anion transporter family member 5A1b
Biological process (GO): protein dephosphorylation; insulin secretion involved in cellular response to glucose stimulus; regulation of secretion
Cellular component (GO): secretory granule; synapse
Molecular function (GO): protein tyrosine phosphatase activity
Source: RefSeq, a predicted model, not a curated record
AACGCCCUGCAUCCUCUCUCCUCUCUCCUCUCUCCUCUCCUCUAACAUCCAUCCGCCGCCCGUGUGUCCCGGCUCUCCUCUGCUCCCCCAGCCACGGAGGAGCCGCUCUGAACGGGAAGGAAGACGAACCAAACCUCGCUGGAAGAAAUGGCCUUUUAACACUCGAGAGAAUAACCAAGAGGAGACAUGAAUCAUUUGGCUUUUUUCCUCCACCACCACCUCCUCCUCCUCCUUCUCGCUUCCCUGAGCUGCUUCCCCGCUUCUGCUGACAGGAGAUUUGGUUGUCUGUUUGAGAACGAGCUGUGCGCACCAUAUGAGAUCUGCGUCAACGAUGGCAUGUUUGGGAGGUGUCACCCUGUUCCAGUGAAGGAGGUUUACACCUAUGAUGUCUCCCCGUCUGUAGUGCAACACUUCAGGACACUGCUGGAGAAGCUCUCAAACAGAGGUUUGACCUGGGAAGACGACACCACUCAGCAGUUUCUGUCCAAGGAGUUAUCCAAACUGAGGAGGAUUCCCUACAGGCCCCAGCAGAAUGGAGCCGCCUACAAUACCAACAGCAGGCCAGUUGCUGAAGCGAUGGACCCAGUAGACCAGAGGUUGAAGCCUGUGGAGGUGGAGCUCAGCAGAAAUCUGCAGGCAUACCUCCAACGUCUCGGCCUCCUUCCCAAGACGUCGUCCGCCUCCAGUCUUAGCAUCCUGGGCAAGAGUGAUCGUUUCCAGCCAGGCAUCCCUGCAGACUUCUAUCGCUCCAAGGCUCAGAUUUCGGCUCAGAAGUCGUCUCCCUCCAGCUUUUCCUCCCUUUCAUCUUUCUUACCUCUGCAGAAGCAGAGACCUCCAGCCGACCAGCUCCUCGCCACUCAGGCUGAGGGUGACCUUCUCCUCGGCGCCCUGAGGCAGUAUCUCUCUGGGCAUCUGUCCCUCCACAGCGGGGGGAUGAGCCCCGAGGAGCAGGAGGCCCCCUCGCCCCGCCUGAGGCCCCUCUACAGCGACGGAAUAGAAAAUUCAGGUCUCAAAAAAGAGACCUCAAAAUCCAGGCUUCUGAAGUUGGGAAGAACUCAAGGGGAUUUGGUCAAGGACCCUCUGACGUCAGUGGACGAGAGGUUCAUCGAGAACGUUCUGAAGAAUGUUGGCAGGCAGCAUGUGGACGUAGAUGGCCUGACGCCGCAGGACUUGGGCCAAUUGUCCAGCCUGAUAGCUGAUGCUCUGCAGGUGGUCGACCAGAAGCAGGGAAUAAACCAGGGCCUGACCCGUGUUAGACCCGGACCAAGAGACCUGGAGGGAGAGCUGAGGGAGGAAGAAGAGGAGGAGGCUGUCAGGGAUGAGGAAGAGGAGAAGUUACUGGAGAAUGCUCCAACACUGAAACCACAGGAGAAUACUCCCAUUAUGCCGUCUGCACUUCAAGAGCGCCAAGCAGAUACAGAGGAGCAAAAUUUGAAGGACAAGCCAGAAAGUGGAGUCCUCUUCACCAAACUUCUCGCAUAUCUGGACAAGACUUCCCUCAACGCUUCUCCUUCAGCGAGAAAUCGUGACGAUGUUGCCAUGGAGACACCCAGAGGCCAACAUGUGGGGCUGGAAAAUGUCCAGAGCCGGACCAGUGAGGUGGGGGUGAGGGUGCAGAAGAAGGACGGCACCCAGUCAUUGGAGGAGGUGUCAGAGGUGCAGGGCUGGAUCAAGGAGGUGGCGCCCCCUCCCGCUUCGCUCGUCUACGAGGAGCCGCACAAGAAGACGAUGCACGUUCCCGAACUUCAGCUGGACGUCAAAGCUGGCAGGAAGAAGGCGGAUGAUGAUGUUUUUGGCUACGUCAUCACCGACACAGAUGGGCUCCAGACAGACGAAGGCCUCCACCUGAUGGAGAUUCUGGCUCGCAGGGCUAAAAUCCAGAUGACCGACUUCGCCGAGCUCUCGGUGGUGGGCCCCGCUGUGACCUUCAAAGUGAGCCCGAACACUCAGAACGUCAGCACCACAGAUGUGGCCAACGUGGCUGUUCAGCAGAAAGAGGCUUUGGAGAAAGAGGCCAAGGUCAAGAUCCUGGAGGCCGGGGUCACUGAUGGGAGCCAAAUCAACCAGAUUCCCACCAAGUACAGCCAGGCCGAGUCCACCAAGUUUCUCAUCCUCACCGUUGUGUCCAUCCUGUGCAUUGUUGGCGUGCUGCUGGCCUCCACCGUAGUCUACUGCCUCCGCCACCGCUCCCACCACAAGCUGAAAGAGAAGCUCACCAAUCUGGGAACAGAUGCUGGCAGCGAUGCUACCGCCACCUAUCAGGAGCUCUGUCGGCAGCGCAUGGCAGUCAAACCUCCUACUGAGCGUCCGGAGCCCAUCUCCUCCAGGAUCAACAGUGUGUCGUCUCAGUUCAGCGACGGCGGUCAAGCCGUCAGCCCCUCGGCACGGAGCAGCAUCUCCUCCUGGAGCGAAGAGCCCGCCCACUCUAACAUGGACAUCUCCACUGGUCACAUGAUACUGUCCUACAUGGAGGAUCACAUGAAGAACAAGGAUCGCCUGGAGAAGGAGUGGGAGGCGCUGUGUGCCUAUCAGGCAGAACCCAACGCCUGCACCAUCGGCAUGAAGGAUGGCAACGCCAAGAAGAACCGCUCCACUGCUGUUGUGGCCUAUGAUCACUCCAGAAUCACCUUGAAGGUGGAGAACAGCCAAGGCAACUCUGAUUACAUCAAUGCCAGCCCGAUCAUGGAUCACGAUCCCAGAAAUCCAGCCUACAUUGCCACUCAAGGCCCACUGCCCUCCACUGUGGCUGAUUUCUGGCAGAUGGUAUGGGAGAACGGCUGCGUGGUCAUCGUUAUGCUGACACCUCUUGUCGAGAGCGGGGUGAAGCAGUGCUACCACUACUGGCCCGAUGAGGGAUCCAACCUGUAUCACAUCUACGAGGUAAACCUGGUGUCUGAACACAUCUGGUGCGAUGACUUCCUGGUUCGUAGCUUUUACCUAAAGAACAUGCAGACCAAUGAGACAAGAACCGUCACUCAGUUCCACUUCCUUACCUGGCUCAACCAGACCGUCCCAGAGACCAGCCGGACACUCCUCGACUUCCGCAGAAAAGUUAACAAGUGCUACCGGGGACGCUCGUGUCCUAUCAUAGUCCACUGCAGUGACGGUGCGGGAAGAAGUGGAACGUACAUCCUGAUCGAUAUGGUCCUCAACAAGAUGGCUAAAGGUGCCAAGGAGAUUGAUAUUGCAGCCACUCUGGAGCACCUGCGAGACCAGAGGCCGGGAAUGGUUCAGACCAAGGAUCAAUUUGAGUUUGCAUUGACGGCAGUUGCGGAGGAGGUGAACGCCAUUCUGAAAGCUCUUCCACAGUAGAAAGGAGCACCUCCUUCUGACGGACCUCCUUCCUCUUCUUCUCCUCCUCUACUGUGUCAUCUCGUUGUUGGUCCUGAGUUUCAUCCAACCAUCUCCUGAGUUUGCUUCCCUGUCCUCAACUCUUUUCUGUCUUAUUCUUUCUUAUCGCAUUUUCUUUUUCCCUAACUUAUCAUCCCAGUUUUUCCAGUGGCCUCUUCGUCCUAUGGUCCAGUUGUUAUUCAUCUGGUCUUUUGUGUCCUCUCCUGUCUUCCCCUCCCUUGAUGUUGUCUUUUAGUGUCUUUCCUUGUCCUCAAUCCAGUCCUACCUUUACCCACCUUCUUUUUUUUUUACUUUCUCUUGCUUCCUCUUACAUCCCAUCCCAUUCAUUUUCCCUCCCUGCAUUCCCAUGUUCAUUCCAUCUCAAGGAAAAAUGCUGGUCUCUUCUCCUUUCUUCUCCCAGUAUUUCCAAAUCGUGUCCUUUCUACUCUUGUCUCCUGUCCUUUCACCUCCCCUCUUUCCAUCCUCCUUUCCAUUUUUCCCAUGUCCUCUUCUCCUUGCAUCUUAGUAAAUGUGCCAGAGAACCGUUGAACCAAUCCUGUACAUAGAUAGACCUUCCUUCUAUUGUAAUGAUCCAUGCAGCCUGUUUUCCAAAGUGACGUUUAAACACAUUUUCAUAGAUAAAAAAAUCUUUCUCUAUGUUCUGUUAAGAGUAUAUUUAUCAUAAUUUCAGUCUGAGUUUGUGUGUGAUGUUGAUCAUCAUGUCCGGAUCACAGAAAUCGUAUUUGUGUCUGAUUUUUAGAGCCAUGCUUUCUGAUAUGUUGUCAUGCAGUGCGCUAGAGUUUCACAAUUUAACUCAUCAACGAUUUCAUCUCCCAUUGAGGAUUUUUCUUCCUCAACAGUAAGUCAUGAAAAACUUAGGGUGUGUUUUUUUCAGCAUCUGUGGCAACUCCAUGAAACAUCUGCAAUUUUCCACUUAUUGUGAGAAAAGUAACAACGACGCUGGUGCUGGAUGUGAGGUGAAAUAACAUGGAUAUAUUUUUUCUCAAUGUGUAAUUCUCAUUAUCCUAGUAGAAGCAAUAUUGUGUUUCUUCUGAAUCGUUAUCUCUCGUGGACAACCAAUAUUGUGGCUUGUCAGUGAAGUUACACUCAUGUCUGCCUUAAUAAAAACACAGUAGAUGGACUCAUAAAUGUGUCCAGCCACGUGGAAACUAAAGGCUAGUGUGUAACGCUUCAUUUUAAAACGACCUUAUUCCAGCGGAUUAACCUGCGGAUUAAAGGUUUGCUGUUCUCAUACUCAAUGAAACUUGCUCUGAUAAACACUGAAGAGCACACAGUCUUUAAUAAUCUAGUCCAGGAUGUAAUUUAUGUCCAAAAAUUUUUGAAAGUUCAACAGCAGUAAUCUUAUGUACUUUUAACAAAAAAUUAUCAACAAAUUUGAACCCUGGAAUGAGCCCAUUAUAAAAUAAAGUGUUUCUGACUAGUACUUUUAUGAUAAAAGAGGAUAGUCUUGCUUCUGAAUAGCAGUUCUUCUAUGUAGCAUUAAUGGAUGAUUUGUACAUGUACAGUAGCUGAACCUGUAUUCCACUGAAAAUUUGUUUGCGGUGACACUUGUUGGCUGAUUUUCCCAAAAGCAUCUUGAGACCAACUGGUUUUUGUUCCGUGGCUGAUAACCAAGUGAUCUCUCUACCUGUCUCUCGCUUUUUGUUAACAUACAAUAUUUUACCUGCAGCUAGUCAUUCAUUUCCAUCAAGAAUAAAACUCUAUUAGCAGAUUAAUUGAUCCAUCCAAAGUCCCACCCCUGUAGUUUCUGUUGCUGGGUUGUACAACCUUGACAAAAAGAAACAUGUAAAUGCUUGAUCCAUUUAGCCAGAUGCUACUCUUAGAAUCCAACAGCAAGGACUACAGUUUGUGGUGGAAGGAUAUUCACAAGGUUAAAGUCUCGAAUUGAGGCUAAUUUUUACCAGUCUCUGUGAAAAAAGGAGAAACCACUGCGUUGCGUAGAGACAAGAAUAACAAGACUAUCAGUCAACACUGCACCGGACUGAUAGUCCUUCACUGUUGAGUAUAUGUCAGUGAAGUACUCUGUGUAGUCUUUCUAUAGCUGAAUACAGCCCAUGUCUUUCUUUGAUGUAGAAAGUAACUUUAGGGUUGCAUGUAGCCAUGCAGAUACAACAUAAAGAAAGGGACGUUAGCCUUGAUCUUCUCUGGCUAUUGAUUCGUCAUGCCAUCCUAAAAAUGUUACAGCAACCAACUUAUCUGUCCUUUUUUUAAAAUCUCUUCAACAUUACCACAGAAAUAAGGAGCCUGGCUGCCAUUAGAGAACCAACAUUAGGCUAACUCCUCUUGAUGUAGCUAUAUGUGAGCUAGCUAGUGGACUAGCGUUCUGCUAACAUUACCCAAUUUUAGAUGUAAUUAUAUACAAUUUUAAUGUGGCUGUGAAGAUUGUGUCAGUCCACAAGCCACAUAUUUUAACCAUAUUCAAAAUUGGAUUUGGGUAAGUUUAAGAGGAAAGAGCAAACUUGACGGAAGUUCGGCCAUUUUCCAAGCUUGCUCAACUGUUAUUGGAGCACAGAGCAAAAAGCGGCCGGACUUAGGAGGGGCUUAUUAUUGUAGAGCAGGCGUUUCAAAACAGUCUUCAAACAAAUAUUCUAUUAAAAGUUCAUGUAGAAGGUUUGAGGAGUCUGCUAGUUAAUUAUCAUAUUGUAUGGAAAUGAAUGGAAACUAAUUGCUGCCUAGGAGGCAGACAAUCUACAAUUAAAGUCUAAAAGUCUCCAAUAUUCAUAUAUUGUCAGUAGUAAUUAGAGGCUUGCUUGCUUUGUAUUUAAAGGGGAAAAAAAACGUCAGUAUGGUGCUUUAAGAUUGGGAUCACUCCUACAGUCUGUGUCCA